Microcebus murinus (gray mouse lemur) is the source of this 1979-nucleotide messenger RNA. The record is from RefSeq and is a predicted model, not a curated record. Lineage: Eukaryota; Metazoa; Chordata; Mammalia; Primates; Cheirogaleidae.
CACUGGCACCCGAGGUUAGACGGCAGGAAGAACUGCCCUCGGGGAGGGAGUGUGGGGACUAGCGGUUCUUAAGAGGCCGGAGGGCCUCAGAGUGAGAGCUGCCAGGCUUCCUCCAGCGGGGAACGGACGGGUCGACAAGGGGGCGCCCUCUGGAGACCAGAAUUUUCUGGUGCUCCCUGGAGAUCCGCUUGGUGAUCUCUGAUCUCUGCUACUCCUGGAUACUCAAAACCGGGUGCCAGUGGAUCCGAGGCCAGAGCACUUGGGAGCCUCGGAGCCCCCACCCAAGCUGGGCCAUGGCUGAGCCUAGAGGGCAACUGCCAGAGGAGAUGCUAGUGUCCAUCUUUCAAUACUUGCCCCUGAGGGACCGUGCUGCUGCUGCCAGGGUCUGCAGGGCCUGGGCUGCGGCUGCCACCUGCAGCGCUGUGUGGCAGGACACCAACAUCAGUUGCGACUGUGAGAAGGAAGAUAUGCUGCCGCCACAUAUGUCCGACUGCCUGGACCAUGUUCGCAACCUACGGCUGGAAUUUGAACCAUCCAGGAAGGCGAGUCGCCAGACGGCCACUGAGCUGCUGAUGGCGCUGGCGGGACGUGCCCCGGGACUUCGAGGCCUGCGCCUGGAGUGCCGCGGAGAAAAGCCGCUCUUCGACGCGGGCCGCGACGUCCUGGAUGCUGUGCACGCAGUCUGCAGGGCCGCCCGCCAGCUGCGCCACCUCGACCUGCGGCGCUUGCCCUUCACACUGGACGACGCGCUGGUGCUGCAGGCAGCUCGCAACUGCCCCGAGCUCCACAGCCUUUUCCUGGACAACGGUACGCUGGUGGGCAGCGUGGGACCAGGCUCGGUGCUCAAGCUACUGGAGGCCUGCCCGCGCCUGCGCGCCCUCGGCCUGCACCUAGCCAGUCUGUCGCGCGCCGCCCUGGAGGUGCUGGCCGCGCCAGACCGCGCGCCGUUAGUGCUCCUAGCCCUGCGGUGCGCGUGCCCUGAAGAUGCACGCGCGUCCCCCCUGCCCAAUGAAGCCUGGACCGAGUUGCGCCGUCGCCACCCUGGGCUGGCGGUGGAGCUGGAGCUAGAGCCUGCGCUGCCAGAAGAUAGCGUGACGCGCGUCCUGCAGCCAGCAGUGCCCGUGGCUGCGCUGCGCCUCAAUGUCUCCGGUGACACCGUAGGCCCAGUUCGCUUCGCGGCGCGCCACUAUGCCACAACCCUGCGCGCGCUCGAGGUGCGCGCCCCCGCUUCCGCCGAGCUGGACGAGGCGCUGGAGGAGCUGGCGGCGCGCUGCGCGGGCCUCACCGAGGUGCACUGCUUCUGCGUGGUGAGACCCUCCGUGCGGGACGCCUUCCGCGCGCACUGCCCGCGCCUGCGCACCUACACGCUCAAACUGACGCGAGAGCCCCAUCCCUGGCGGCCCACGCUCGUGGCGUAAUCCGCCAGCCCCUCCCUCCCCCGCAGACGUGAGGCCUUUGAGAUGCAAGAUGGGGGUGCCCAGGCCGCCCCAACUGCUAGCCCCUUUCUUCGGCAUUGUUGGCUCCUGUGCCUCUCCGGGAUUGGGAACUGUGGAAUGGCGUCGGGACCAGUCCGGGGCGCCCUGAGUCCACUCGGUGUUCGCAACCGCUACAGACCCCCGCCCGCCCGCCCGCUGGGUCAUGGCCCGGACCGCACUGCGUCACCCCCACCCCCACCACUCAGCGGACUCUGCGCCGGCUCCGCGUCCCGGCGCGGGGGCUGGGAGGGCACAGAUGCGGGCUGGGCAUCAGGGAUGAGUGUGAAAUAAACAAAUUCUACAGUGUUUCUGUGUCCUGUGCAAAGCGGGAUCGGCUCUGAAGCGGGAGGACAGGGAACACAUAGAGGUCAGAGGUGCCUGCCAUCCUGGCAGAGGUGGGAGGUCUCUUCAAGGUCCGUUGUAUCAAGGAGGCUGCGGGGCCCAGGGGCGGGGCACUCCGCACCCUUGGAAAGACUACCUUCCAGGGUUUGGCGGUAAGGGGGC